CAUAGGAAAUUAAUCCCGUGUUGGAAAUAGGGAAGUAUUAUAAUAUAAUACUGCAUUUUUUGUGGGAACGAAUCAUACAUUAAUUUGAUCAUUAAAAUGUUGGUGGUUUUAAUUCAAUUGUGGAUUAUAUAUCUGUUGUCCAGCCUGUCAAAUGCCAGAAAUAAACAACUAGACAUAAUCCUGGGUCUUGAUGCCUCCGUAAACACCAAGAACGAAGAGGAUUUUAAUUAUCAACGUGAAUUUUUCAAAGAAAUAACAGAGACCAUUUACAACCACAGCGAAACAAGUAUACGUGUGGGGGUGUUUGCUUAUGAUGAUACUAUUAAACUUUAUCCACAAAAAAGAAUUUGGUCAGAUCAAAAUAGUACCAAAAUAGAUGUCAUAGAUAAUAUAGGCAGUCUAAACUACACAAGUGGAAAUGACAAACCCUACUUAGAUCAUGCUCUUCGAUUUGUUUUGGCGAUUUUUGAUGAUGACAGGGCUGAAAAUAGAGAGCGAGAAUGCAGCGAAAAAAUUUUGAUAAUGGUGGUUACAGACCAAGUCAAAAAAUGGACAGAUGGAUCAAAAGAGUUGGCCAGACUAAAGGAAAUGGGGAUAAAGUCGUUCUUUAUUGUAGUGGGAAAGAAUGGCAAGAGUGUUAAUGUAAUUAAAACAGAGGAAUACUCAUUUGUUACCUCCUUCAAAGAACUGGGCUCCUCCGAAAUCCUGAAGAACUCAUCGAAUUUCUUAGAAAGAACACUCAUCAAAGGGAUAGGGUCCUGCUGCUCAUCUACAUUCCCAGGAGGACAGCUAACUUACCCUACAUGUUCUACACACAUGGGAAAUAAAUGUAAGGUCUCCUGUGACCGCUUUCUAGAGACGCAGCUAGUUGUUCUAGGAACUUGUGAGACCAGCGGUGUUUGGAGCCAUGGCGGACGCGAAAUUUGUAAAGAGUUUGAAGUCCAUCUAGUGUCCGUUGCCAUCGGUGCAUUUUCGGUAUUGGUGGCCUUCGUCCUCCUGAGUUUUGUACUGGCAUAUCUGUGCAAACGAAAAUGGGGAAACACAAUAAAGUCUUCCAUACCUCCAGUGAUGCAGGCCCCAGCACAGCGUUCUGUACGGAACCAGUACUCCGCCUCUACGGCAAAAUCCUCCACAAAAGACAGGGAAUCAGCGUCAUCUGAUGAUCUAGAAAUCGAUGAUGACGACGAAGAAGCUCAGGUGUACGAUUACGCUCAAGAAGAAAGCGUUGUGACUCUAUCCAAGCGCCCCGUAAAGAAGAAGAAACCGCAAGUCAACCAUGAUAUACAAUUCAUCAAAACAAAUGAACUUUCAGAGCAGAAUCACAAUAUAUCGUAUUCAGGAGAGGUUUAUCAAAAUACAGAUUUGAGUAGUUGUCGUCUGCUGAAUAUGUCUAUAAAAUCAAAUGUCCCGCCACCUUGCUGUGGACCAAGUGGAUAUGUGGAGUAUGAUGGAGAGGAAAUAUAUCAGAACAAUGUUAAUGUGCAAAAUGAUGUGCAAGAUGAUGAGCAAGAGGUGUAUGUGAACACUGCCUUCUGAUUUCAAUCAAAAUCAAGAAAAAUCACAUUUACGAGGGUUGUCCAAAAAGUUCGUGGACAAUGACGUUUUUGUUAAAACCAAUGGUUUAUAUAUAUCUAAUGUAUAUCAUAAUAUUUUUAACGAAAAACCAAGUCAGAAAGAUUUAAUUUUUAUUGAUGGAAUUUCAUAUUUUUGUAAAAAUGGUUGUCUUUAUUAGGUUGCGGAUAGUGCGCAAAGACCGGUCUGACGUGAGCUAAUUUCAUUAUAACGUCAAACAUUUGGAUUUUGAAUUUUUAAUACGUUCAUGGACACACACUACAGUUUCUUUAUUAUGUCAUACUGCAAAGUGCUAGCAAUAAUUUUGAAGUAUAGAUUAUAAUUUAAUUUUUCAAUCUCAAAACAACACACAAUAAUUUACCAGCGUCAUCAGUAUAAACAAUUCGUAUCCACAGACUGCACAGUCUAGGCCGAUGUUGCGCUAGAUUUAUAACGAUGUCAUGAAUAGAAAUGUCCAUUUUCAUCAAAUAACAAGUGUUUUCAAUUCCUUGAAGUGUCUUCAAAUUUGUACGCACCGUUGAAAAAUGGUGUGUACCUAUCUCAGAUCAAUAAACUAAAUAUAUUCUAAUAAUUUUGAAUUGUUUGAACAAAUAUUUUGUCUCUGACGUCGUUUUAACCGUAUUAAAACAUAGUUUUUGGAUCGAACGCUGUCCCGUUCGCACGGCCGACGUCGCUUUUUCUGUCGAUUUUUACACAUAUUUGUUAGGGCUUUUGUGUAGUUUUUUCACUGUCUAUAUAGUACCCGAUACUUGAGAUAUAAAAAAAAAUGAUUAUAGUCUCUUUAUCUGUGUUACAUAUAUUUUUUAUUGAACUUAGACUUGUUUCAUAUAAAAAAAAUAAUCAGUUUAAUUCAAACACGUUAUUUCAAAUUUAAUCUUGGUCCGUGCGAACUAUCUGCGACAUUUAAAGACCCCGAUUUUUACAAAAAUAUAAAGUUGCAUCAAUAAAAACGAAAUCUAUCUGACUUAAAUUUUCAUAAAAAUUAUUUUGAUAUGCAAAAAUAUGUAUAGAACCAAUUAUUUUAACAAAAACGUCAUUGUCCACGAACUUUUUGGACAACCCUCGUACUAGUAGUUAUAUAUAUGUAUUCUUUUAAGGAAUAACUGUCUAAUUUUUUUGUUUCAUGAUGUGAUCUAUUGAUUGGCUUGCCGAAGGCGUUUAUGCAUAGAAUUAUCUAGCAAGCCAAUCGAUUGAUCAUCGUUAUGAAACUCAAAAAUCUAUAUAUCAACAUGUUCUUGAUUCCGCAAAUUCACUUGCAACUAGCCCCGCUUCUGUCUCUAAUCCCCCCGCACGUUAUUUUUUUUUCCAGGGUUUUGAAGUAAAAAGUAUUUUUACUAUUUGUAAUUUUAUUUCGGACAAAGACAUUGGAAAUGUAAAUAUUAACAAAUACAUCCUGUUAAGGCAAAAACUAUUUAUACAAUAAAAUAGUUACACUGUAAUAAGGAAAUUAAUAUUGCAGCUGUUGCCAAAAAAUAAUAAUAAUAAAACGCGAAACCUGCUUACGCAUGUUAGGUAAUUUUUCAGCAAAUGCAAUAUAAAUUCCCAUACUAACAAAGAAGAACAUUCUAUUGUUUAAAUAAUAAUUAUUAUCUAAAGUAGGACUAAGCAGAUCAAUUAUUGUAUUAUUGGUACAUGUAUAUAUACGUCAUUGUACUUUUAAUUGAUGGAAGAGCCAUGUUGCUCAAGAAGCCUGUGCAGGUGAUAGGCUUCCUGGUGUUAACUAACUGAUCAACAACAGUGGUUUUUCUCAUGAAAUAAAGAAAAUGUACGGUGGAUGUAAAUAUAAAUGAAUAUAAUUUGUGAUUUUUUAUUUCAAUCGUACCAAACAAGACAGUUAAUUGUACGAUUACUUCUAUUUCCUGUUUAGUAACAAAUUAAUAAAACGUGUGUUCUAGUUUCAAUUAAGAUAUAAGUGGUUCAUCUUAUUCUCAAGUUGUAAGCUCACCUGAGCCGAAGGCUCAAGUGAGCUUUCCUAAUCAAAAUUUAUCCCUUGUCUAUCGUUGUCGUUGUAAACUUUUCACAUUUUCAUCUUCUCAAGAACCACUGGGCCAAUCUCAACCAAACUUGCCACAAAGUAUCCUUGAAUGAAGGGGAUUCAAGUUUGUUUAAAUAAAGGACCAAG
Molecule: messenger RNA, 3694 nt
Organism: Saccostrea cuccullata (small rock oyster)
Lineage: Eukaryota; Metazoa; Mollusca; Bivalvia; Ostreida; Ostreidae
Exons: 5
Coding region: 97-1536 (479 amino acids)
Source: RefSeq, a predicted model, not a curated record